AAUGGGCUGCUGGCGACGCGUCCCUUAAGAGCUCCGGAGCAGCGAGAGGCCGCCGUUUGUCUGUGCUGCGCCUGGAGCUGGUUAGGCACUCUGCAUCCCCGAUCUGUCCGGCAUCCUGCCCGUCGCCGCCGCCAUGCCCUUCUCCAACAGCCAUAAUACGCAGAAGCUGCGCUUCCCGGCCGAGGAUGAGUUCCCUGAUCUGAGCAACCAUAACAACCAUAUGGCCAAGGUGCUGACCCCGGAGCUGUACGCCGAGCUCCGUGCCAAGUGCACGUCAAGCGGCUUCACGUUGGACGACGCCAUUCAGACUGGCGUAGACAAUCCGGGCCACCCGUUCAUCAUGACGGUGGGUGCGGUGGCGGGCGACGAGGAGACUUACGCCGUGUUCAAGGAUCUCUUCGACCCCAUCAUUGAGGACCGGCACGGCGGCUACCAGCCCAGCGAUGAGCACAAGACGGACCUCAACCCAGACAAUCUGCAGGGCGGCGAUGAUCUGGACCCCAACUACGUGCUGAGCUCGCGGGUGCGCACGGGCCGCAGCAUCCGUGGCUUCUGUCUCCCCCCGCACUGCAGCCGCGGGGAGCGCCGCGCCAUCGAGAAACUGGCAGUAGAAGCCUUGUCUAGCCUGGACGGAGACCUGUCAGGCAAGUACUACGCGCUCAAGAGCAUGACCGAAGCGGAGCAACAGCAGCUCAUCGACGAUCACUUCCUCUUCGAUAAGCCUGUGUCGCCUCUGCUGCUGGCCUCCGGCAUGGCCCGCGACUGGCCGGAUGCUCGCGGUAUAUGGCACAAUGACAAUAAGACUUUCCUGGUGUGGAUCAACGAGGAGGACCACCUGCGGGUCAUCUCCAUGCAGAAAGGGGGCAACAUGAAGGAAGUGUUCACCCGAUUCUGCACUGGCCUCACCCAGAUUGAAACCCUCUUCAAGUCCAAGAACUACGAGUUCAUGUGGAACCCUCACCUGGGCUACAUCCUCACGUGCCCAUCGAACCUGGGCACUGGCCUGCGGGCAGGUGUGCAUAUCAAGCUGCCCCACCUGGGCAAGCAUGAGAAGUUCUCGGAGGUGCUCAAGCGGCUGCGGCUUCAGAAACGAGGCACAGGCGGUGUGGACACCGCUGCUGUUGGUGGAGUUUUCGAUGUCUCCAACUCGGACCGCCUAGGCUUCUCGGAGGUGGAGCUGGUGCAGAUGGUGGUGGAUGGAGUGAAGUUACUCAUUGAGAUGGAGCAGAGGCUUGAGCAGGGGCAGCCUAUCGAUGACCUUAUGCCUGCCCAGAAGUGAAGCCUGGCCCUCACCGUCACCAGCCUGCUGCUUCCUAACCUAAUACCUGGGCAGUGCCCACCAUGCAUCCCUGAUGUUUGCCGCCUGGCGGCUGAGCCCUUAGCCUCGCUGUAGAGACUUCUGUCGUCCUGGGUAGAGUUUAUUUUUUUGAUGGCUAAGCUGUUGCUGACACUGAAAUAAACUAGGGUUUGGCCUGCCCUAUGUCUCAUGA
Messenger RNA from Myodes glareolus (Bank vole), 1490 nucleotides. The record is from RefSeq and is a predicted model, not a curated record. NCBI's taxonomy places the organism in Eukaryota, Metazoa, Chordata, Mammalia, Rodentia, Cricetidae.